AGCGAGCGAGCGAGAAGGUUUCCCAAAGAGAGCACCAAGUGGAGCGGACAGAAGUAUGAGGAGCGGCAGCGCGGCUGCUGCCGGUCUGCGCAGGUCGGGGGCACGGCGGGGGCUGCCGGAGGCGGAGGGCUCAGCGGCGCUGCGGGCGGCCAGUACGACAAGUGGAUAAACAAUGUGCACGGCUCUGAGCCCAAAGGCACGUGGGCCUGGCCUCUCUGAUAUGCAUCAGUAUAGCCAGUGGCUUGCCAGUAGACAUGAGGCCAACUUGUUGCCGAUGAAAGAGGAUUUGGCCCUGUGGCUCACAAACCUACUGGGUAGAGAAAUAACAGCAGAAACAUUUAUGGAGAAAUUGGAUAAUGGUGCCUUGCUUUGUCGGUUAGCUGAGACCCUGCAGGAGAAAUUUAAAGAAAACAGCUUUGAGGCAAACAAGCUUGGCAAAACCUUACCAGUACGGAAGAUUCCAUGCAAAGCCAAUGCUCCUUCAGGGUCUUUUUUUGCACGAGACAACACAGCAAACUUCUUAUCUUGGUGCAGAGAUGUAGGGGUGGAUGAUACCUGCCUGUUCGAAUCAGAAGGUUUGGUUCUCCACAAGCAGCCAAGAGAAGUGUGCCUUUGUUUGCUGGAACUUGGAAGGAUUGCAGCAAGGUUUGGGGUGGAGCCUCCUGGAUUAAUAAAGUUGGAAAAAGAGAUUGAACAAGAGGAAACACUUUCAGCCCCCCUUCCAUCUCCUUCACCCUCACCAACAAAGUCUCCUGGGAAAAAGAGCACAGGGAAACUGUUGGAUGAUGCUGUUAAGCACAUUUCUGAAGAUCCACCUUGUAAAUGCCCUAAUAAAUUCUGUGUGGAGCGCCUUUCACAAGGAAGAUACAGAGUUGGAGAGAAGAUUCUCUUUAUUAGGAUGCUGCACAACAAACAUGUCAUGGUUCGUGUUGGCGGAGGAUGGGAGACUUUUGCAGGUUACUUGCUGAAGCAUGACCCAUGCCGGAUGUUGCAGAUCUCUCGAGUGGAUGGAAAAACUUCUCCGAUCCAGAGCAAAUCUCCAACCCUCAGGGACAUGAAUCCAGACAAUUAUCUUGUUGUUUCUGCCCAUUACAAAACCAAGAAGGAGAUAAAGUGAAAUAAGCUUCUCACGUGAUUGGGACUUUAUGUAUGUAGGUCCAAAUUAUUUUCUCAAGUGUAGUAAAUUUAGUUUAUGCUUUAAAAGGACUUCAGAAAAUUUAAGACAGACUGAAAAUGGCAACCCAUUUUGAAGAUCUCUGAGUUGUAGAACUAUUUAUUUCUAGUACUGUACCUUUUAUAGCAAAUUACCCUUGAUAGGCUAAUUACUACAAUCAGAUAA
Rhea pennata is the source of this 1339-nucleotide messenger RNA. RefSeq names its product growth arrest specific 2 (gene GAS2). Bases 173 to 1117 code for a protein of 314 amino acids. Lineage: Eukaryota; Metazoa; Chordata; Aves; Rheiformes; Rheidae. The record is from RefSeq and is a predicted model, not a curated record. Gene Ontology annotation, biological process: actin crosslink formation. Gene Ontology annotation, molecular function: cytoskeletal adaptor activity; actin filament binding; microtubule binding. The transcript is spliced from 8 exons. Gene Ontology annotation, cellular component: actin filament.